Molecule: messenger RNA, 1737 nt
Organism: Lactuca saligna
Lineage: Eukaryota; Viridiplantae; Streptophyta; Magnoliopsida; Asterales; Asteraceae
Source: the annotation of a GenBank genome assembly
CCCUAAACCAAAAAUUGCUUACCCUUGUUAUUGCCUUUGACUUUUAUUCUAAAUUUUUCUUGUGUGAUCUCCAUAAACGGCAAUUCCAAGGGGUCCACUCCACUGACUUCAGUAAAGAGCCGCUUGAACUCAAAACGGAUUCGAAAAUGGGGGCGAUUAAAGGCGGUGAAAUGGUUUACAUGAUAUACAGAGCUAUCACAUAUGGUCUAUCACCGCUGAUAAAUCUUCAUCUCCGGUGGCGCAAGUUCCGAGGCCUCGAGCAUCCUCUCCGGUGGCCGGAACGCCUCGGUCGACCGUCUCUCCCUCGGCCCCCUGGCUCCCUUAUCUGGUUCCACGCCGUUUCCCUAGGUGAAGGAAUGAGUGUGGUGCCUGUGAUUAAACGAUGUGUUGAACGAAGACCGGAUGUAACUGUUUUGAUGACGACAACUACAGCAUCUGCAUUUGAAGUUCUAAAGACUUUGCUUCCUUGUGAUGUCAUAUAUCAGUUUGCUCCAGUUGAUACACCUGCUGCUGUGAAUGCUUUUCUUGAAUAUUGGAAGCCCUAUGCACUUGUGCUAGUAGAAAGUGAACUAUGGCCAAAUCUUGUUCUUACUGCCUCAGCAAAUGGUGUUAUGCUAACAUUAUUAAAUGCUCGAAUGUCAACAAAAUCCUUUAACAACUGGUCAACACCAGUAAUUCGUCUACUUACUUCAUUAAUGCUAUCCAAAUUUUCACUCAUAGUUCCAUUGAGCAAUAUUCAGGCAAUUAGUUUUCAACUGCUGCAAGCUCCACCUUCUAUCAUCAACUUCUCUGGUGACCUAAAACUUGGAACUGAAGUCAAUGUAAGUCAAAACAUGAGAAAUAUAGAAGAUCUACAGGAAGAUAUUACUGAUAGAUGUGUCUGGAUGGCUUCAUCAAUACAUAAGGGUGAAGAAGAAGUAAUGGUAUCAGUUCAUAGAGCCUUAAUGCAAAAGCACAUCAAUAUUCUUGCCAUAAUUGUUCCUAGGCAUCCAGAUCUAGGGCAGGAGAUUGCUCUUGACUUGCAGAAAAAAGGGGUCCAUGUGGCGCUGAGGUCACGUGGUGAUUCACUUACAUCUGAAACGAGUGUAUACGUGGUGGACACAUUAGGAGAAUUGAGGGAAUUUUACAGAUUUACCCCUAUAGCUGUAAUCGGAGGUUCUUUCUUGCCUGGUUUAACUGGCCAUAAUAUCUCCGAGGCUGCUGCUGUAGGUUGUGCUGUUUUGACUGGUCAACAUGUUGGUCAUUUCUCACAUAUGAUCAUGGCAAUGAAGAGGUUGAAUCCUUUAUCAGUAAUACAGGUAGGUGGAGGUAUGGAGCUAGAAGAAAUUCUAGACAAGCUUCUCAGUGAUCCUGAACUUCUAGAAGCACAUCGCAUGGCUGCUAAGCAAACAUUUCGUGCUCUUUCAAGUGGGGUUAUUGAAAAUGUUUGGAACCUUCUAGAACUUCAUAUUUACAGAAAAAUUCACACACAAGGAUCUUGAUUUUGGUUGGAGUAUUAAAACAACAGAUAACACAUGAUUGUACAUAUCUCAAAAAGAAAUUCAUCACAAAAGUGUGUGAAAUACUAAUCUCAUUUUGAAAGAUUGUUGUGGAUAAAGAGUUGACUUAUGCAUGUAGAUUUGUAGUCUCUUUUAAUCCUUAAACAUAUGAAUCAAUAUUGUAUCUUAAAAUUGACCAUCGGUUUUACAAUUGACACUCAAGUCAUGUUCUAUGUAGGAUUUAUCUAUUGGUUUAACA